AUGUCUAAUCAUCCAGUGCAUGUUUAUAUCCCUUUCGAUGGAGUCACUGACGCGGUGAAGCAAGGAAUCGUUGACAAGCUCAACAAACCAAACGAGCGGUUCGGCUUCGAGGAACCUCCGAUCUCAAUAGCGCCCGCGUUAGACGCGGCCGAAGCACCAGCGAGCACAAUUCCGGACCAUUCAGGAGUGGAGUUCAAAGACGCAUUAGAGAAAGAGCUGAAGUACGGACAAGAGUCAGGGCGGGGCACCGCGUUCUUCAUCUGGGCGGAAGGCUCUGCACUGCAGGUCUCCGACCCCACCGUGCGAGUGAUACAUGCCUGGCCACCUGACAACCAGGGAGAUGCGCCUAAGGUAGAGGAGAUUUGCGCUGAACUCGAUGUAGUCGCGCAUAUCGUCAACUGCGUGGAGUCCGGAAACCAGAGUUUCGACGAAUGCCAGGACUGGGCGGGCGCGGAUGGCAUCGUACGGGCGCAAUGA
This is a messenger RNA of Gloeophyllum trabeum ATCC 11539, 477 nucleotides long. RefSeq lists its product as uncharacterized. Lineage: Eukaryota; Fungi; Basidiomycota; Agaricomycetes; Gloeophyllales; Gloeophyllaceae. The transcript has a single exon. Bases 1 to 477 code for a protein of 158 amino acids. The record is from RefSeq and is a predicted model, not a curated record.